Messenger RNA from Rubroshorea leprosula, 408 nucleotides. Lineage: Eukaryota; Viridiplantae; Streptophyta; Magnoliopsida; Malvales; Dipterocarpaceae. The record is from the annotation of a GenBank genome assembly.
UGAGUUCCGGAGGGAAACCACAAGGAAGGAGCGAUGGAUAACGGGUUAUCCUGGGCUGAUCAAUGGGAUUCCAAGGAUGACCCUCCUCCACAAUCAUCAAAAAAUGACAAGAAGGAAGAUGGAUCGGGCAAGAGCAAGUUUGGGAAGUCAUUGCUAACUUUCAAAUGGAUCAAGGAGUUGCGCAAGAAAUCUCAGAAAUGAUAAGGGUCUCUGCUACUGCAAACAAGGAGCCUCCUUCAGUCAUUGAUUUGUCACCAUUGUUUUCCAACUUGGAUAAAGCUUUAUAGAGCUUUAUGAUUCUGUCAUUGUUUAAGCAAAAAAAUUCAAUGCAGUUUCUUUGUCUAAAUGACAGCCUUCUCCCUUGCAAUGUUUUUAACAUUCCGUCUGUAUUAAAAUGUAGUCAUAACU